This is a messenger RNA of Dendroctonus ponderosae (mountain pine beetle), 1626 nucleotides long. RefSeq lists its product as uncharacterized. The transcript is spliced from 2 exons. Bases 76 to 1383 code for a protein of 435 amino acids. The record is from RefSeq and is a predicted model, not a curated record. NCBI's taxonomy places the organism in Eukaryota, Metazoa, Arthropoda, Insecta, Coleoptera, Curculionidae.
UCAAAAUUUCCUAACAUUUAUUUGUAAUUGUGUGUUCGUUUCAAUAGGUAGUGUAAAAAUUUAAACAUUUUCAAAAUGUUUCGCAGAACCCAACUUAGAAUGCGAACUGCUAUUAACAGAGCUAUUCAGAGAGCCCGUGGAAUGAUUAGACUACCACGGMGGAUAGAAGGGMUUCCUGUUGCAAUAACACAGCCAUUCAAGGAACAUAACUUGAUAAAAUUGCUGAGGCAUUCUUCGCCUGAUAUUACACUCUUGAGGGAAGACACGGUGAUUGAUAGAGACCCUUUAGUGUAUCCACAUAAGUACUUCCUGAGAGUCCACUUGGUCGAAACAGUUCAUGGCCAACGAACUUUUAAAACUCUGGAGGUAGUAGCAAAAGUGUUGGGGUCUAUACCCGCAGGUAAUUUGGAGAAGAGAAAUAUUCGCAUCAAAGUGGAAAAGGAAGUUAUGAUAUAUUCAAAUGUGUUGCAAACAUUUGAUCAAUAUCAAACGACAUGGAUUUUUGUUGAUCAUAAAUAUUCCGAUCUUUUUCCUGUUUGCUAUGGAUCCGCUCUCAGUUUGCAAAAUCAAGAUGCUCAAAAAGCUGAUCCCUCAGCAGCUAUUUUACUUCAGAACUUAGGUCCCUUAGGAUUUCAGAAAUUCAGGGAACCUUGUAGCUACGGAGUGGCUAAACUGAUAAUCAAACGUUUGGCCCUAUUGCAUGCCACCCCUAUAGCAAUGUACAUGCAUUUAGGAAGUCGUCGUUUAUCAAGAUCGCAAAAUCGGUUAACCACACGGACUAACUUUGAGCCUAGAAACGCUCUUGCAGAACUCAAGAAAAUAUGUUUGGUCAUUACGCCCGACUCAGAUAUGUAUCGUUAUAUCGGAGUGGUUGAUUGUCACUUACAAAGGUAUGCCAACAAUACUCAUGGAGAUUAUGUUGCGGAAGUUCGUUCGUGGACCACCAUAUCUCAUUCUAAAUGUUCCAUACGUAACAUAAUGUAUAAACCUCCAGAUCAUAAUGGCCCAGCAAAAGUAAAAUUUUUAGAUGCUGGAUAUAUGCAAUUUGAUUCCUGUGCUUCUGAUUUAGCAUUUUUCAUGCUUACAAGUAUGGCUUCAGAAGUUUUAGAAGAUCACUUUGAUGACCUUGUGAGUUCAUACUACAUUGAAUUAUCUCGUCUCAUGUCGCUAGCUUAUAUCGACCUUGAAGAGCAUACUUAUGAGAGUUUCCUAACUGAAUUUGAAAAUAGAGUCAUGUGCAAUAUAGGUGCAAUUUUAUCCGAAAUAGGCCACCUUCAUUUUGACAAAAAUGAAGGAUUGCAGAAUAUUAUGGGAAUGUCUUAUAGAGCUAAAAUUGACUUUAUUAUUAGGUUUAUGGUGAGGAAAAACUGGAUUAAAAUAUGAACAUUGUUGACGCCCAAUCUAUUUAUUAGUAAAAAUAUUAUAUUUAAAAACUUCCAUAUUACUCACAGAUUUAUCUAAUGUAGUAAAAUAGAAGGAAUACAAUAUUUUUUACAUUUUAAAAUGGACAAAUGGACUAUGACGAAUUCAUCACAUUAUAAUAAUAUGAAACAUUAUAUGAUAUAAUUUUAAUGUGUGCUGUUGAAUUUAUAAAUGUUUUUAAAUAAAGCAAUAUUUUUGAACUGG